AUGCGUCGCGCUGUGAUCCUUGUGUUCGUGUGUUGCCUGCUGAUCGCCGUGGCCUCGGCCGGCUUGCUCGGCGGUGGAGGCGGUGGUGGUGGCUACGGCGGCGGCGGUGGCGGUGGUGGUCAGGGUGGCUACGGCGGUGGUGGCGGCGGUCAAGGCGGCUGGCAGAAGAACGGCGGAGGCGGCGGCCAUGGAGGCGGUGGCCAGGGAGGCUACGGCGGCGGUAGCCAAGGUGGACAUGGAGGCGGUGGCCAAGGAGGCUGGCAGAAGAACGGCGGAGGCGGCGGCCAUGGAGGCGGUGGACAAGGAGGCUACGGAGGUGGCAAUCAAGGUGGCCACGGAGGACAAGGAGGUUAUGGCGGCGGUGGCCAAGGAGGCGGUGGCCAUGCGAGCAAGUCCCUGGCCGGCAAUCGCGGCAGCUCCGUGUCCUGGCAGGGCGGAAAUGGAGGCAACAAGCACGGCGGCGGCGGAGGAGGAGGUGGUGGUGGUGGUGGCCUGUACGGCGCUGGCGGCGGUGGAGGUGGCAAGCAGCACGGCGGUGGCUGGUAA
Molecule: messenger RNA, 546 nt
Organism: Drosophila teissieri
Lineage: Eukaryota; Metazoa; Arthropoda; Insecta; Diptera; Drosophilidae
Product: glycine-rich protein DOT1
Exons: 3
Coding region: 1-546 (181 amino acids)
Source: RefSeq, a predicted model, not a curated record